This is a messenger RNA of Papaver somniferum (opium poppy), 972 nucleotides long. RefSeq lists its product as uncharacterized. The record is from RefSeq and is a predicted model, not a curated record. Lineage: Eukaryota; Viridiplantae; Streptophyta; Magnoliopsida; Ranunculales; Papaveraceae. The transcript has a single exon. The coding region runs from base 1 to 972 and encodes 323 amino acids.
AUGAUGCAAGACCCGAUUGGAAUUCCUACUUGUUUUUCAUAUGGUGAUAGAUUCACGGAUGACCCCGCUGCGGUAACGAGGUCAGGUCAGAGUGUUUUCAUGUCUAUAUACCAAACAAAAGUCGCAGGUCAGUGUCGUCUGAUAACCAUUACAUGGUGUAAGAAUAUGUUGCUUCACGGUCUGUCGAUCUCUGCGGAUGGGCAAGACGGCGAAAAUCAUUACAGCUGCAAAGUUGAGGUAAAACCGUGGUAUUUCUGGAGGAAACAAGGGUCUAAAGGAUUUCAAGUAGACGGUGAAGCAGUAGAUAUAUUUUGGGACCUUAAAACAGCAAAGUUCAAUGGGGAAACUGAACCACAGUCAGAUUUUUAUGUUGCCAUUGCUUGUCAAGAUGAAGUUGUGUUGCUUCUAGGUGAUCAAAAGAAAGAUGCAUACAGAAAAACCGGUUGCCGGCCGGCACUUAUCGAACCGAUAUUAGUUUCGAGGAAAGAGCACAUAUUUGGUAAGAAAAAAUUCACAACGAGAGCUAAAUUUCUUGACAAAGGCAAGUCUCACGAAAUCUCUGUUGAGUGCAAUAACAACAGUUGCAGUAGCAAUUUUGGUGGGUUUGAUCCAGAAAUGGAGAUAAGAAUAGAUGGGAAUCUAGCUCUUCAUGUUAAACAUCUUCAUUGGAAAUUUAGAGGUAAUGAAUCAAUCUUUGUUAGUAAAGUAAGAGUAGAAAUAUAUUGGGAUGUUCAUGACUGGUUAUUCAGUCCUGGUUUAAGACAUGCAUUAUUUGUAUUCAAACCAAUUUCAUCAUUGUCAAUGUCUCAGUCAUCGAUAUUAUCUAGUUCAACAUCCUCAUCAUCUUCAACACCAUCAGUAUCAUCAAUGACAUCAACGCCAUUGUCUUCAUAUCAUCAAACAGAAGGUUAUAAUGGUAAUGGGUCAUCGCUCGGGUACACCUUAUUUCUAUAUGCUUGGAAAAUUGAAUGA